UAGCACACAGUUCAAUCCAAGUCUGAGGUUGAAGACAAAUAUAUACAUAUAUAAAGAUAAAGGAAGAUGAAGAAGGCCUGUGUUAUAGGAGGAAAUGGUUACCUUGCAUUGGCAAUCAUCAAACAGCUGCUUGAAAAGGGUUAUCAUGUCAAUGCCACAGUUCGCAAUCCUGAUGAUUCUGCCAAGGUUGCUUACUUGAAGAAGAUAGGAGAGAUUGGUACCUUGAAGCUCUUUCAGGCAGAUAUGACGGUGGAGGGGAGUUUUGAUGAUGCAGUGAUUGGUUGUGACUAUGUCUUCCAAGUUGCUGCUCCGACAAAUUUAAUGAGUGAAGAUCCAGAGAAUGAUCUGAUCAAACCGGCAAUACAAGGCACAUUGAACAUCUUGAGGUCAUGCUUGAAGGCAAAGACUGUUAAACGAGUAGUCCACACAUCAUCCGCAUGCACUGUAUCAGUUAAUCAGCAGAAAGGCACAGGUUAUGUACUAAACGAAGAAGCCUGGUCUGACAUCGACUACAUGCUCAAGGAGAAACCACCAACUUGGGGGUACAUUGUUGCCAAAACACGUGCAGAGAAGGAAGCAUUUAAAUUUGCAAAGGAGAACAAGAUUGAUCUCAUAACCAUAAAUCCCACAUUCAUUAUUGGCAUUCCACUGAAUGGAGAAGUUCCUCCACCGAUUAACCUGGCUUUAUGCUUUUUUACAGGUGAUAAGAUGUGGAUGGAUAUCUUGAAGAUGACGCAGAUGAUCUCUGGCUCAGUCUCUGCUGCACACCUAGAGGAUACAGCCAGAGCUCACAUAUUCUUGGCUGAGAAUGACAAAGCCUCUGGUCGUUACAUCUGUAAUGCAGUGAACACAAGUGCACCAGAGUUAGCAUCAUUCCUCAACAAACAAUAUCCACAGUACAAAGUGUUCAAUGAUGUUGUUGACUCACCUGGGCCGGCCAAAUUGAGCCUUUCAUCAGAGAAGCUUAUCCAGGCAGGCUUUGAAUUCAAGUACAAGAGCUUGGAGGAAAUAAUUGAUUCAAUAUUUGAGUAUGGCAAGAGCAAAGGUUUUCUAUCAAAAAAGGACUCCGCCAACGACACUCGAGAAUAACUAGUGCAAAAGUCUUAUGUCAAACUAGGACUCCAACAUCAAUGUGGAAUUUAAAUUCAACUGAAGGACAUGAAUAAUUCUACAAUUCAGUACUCAAUAACUCUUGACGAGUGAUAUUAGUAAAUGAUCCUGUGUUUGUAAUGUUUGAUCCUAUCAAUGUUAUUCAUUACAUAAAUUAGAUCCGUAAAUGGAUAUCUUAUCCAUUGCAUGGGUCUGAAACUUCUUCCCA
Molecule: messenger RNA, 1318 nt
Organism: Dioscorea cayenensis subsp. rotundata (Guinea yam)
Lineage: Eukaryota; Viridiplantae; Streptophyta; Magnoliopsida; Dioscoreales; Dioscoreaceae
Product: anthocyanidin reductase ((2S)-flavan-3-ol-forming)
Exons: 6
Coding region: 67-1089 (340 amino acids)
Molecular function (GO): oxidoreductase activity, acting on the CH-OH group of donors, NAD or NADP as acceptor
Source: RefSeq, a predicted model, not a curated record